Molecule: messenger RNA, 732 nt
Organism: Impatiens glandulifera
Lineage: Eukaryota; Viridiplantae; Streptophyta; Magnoliopsida; Ericales; Balsaminaceae
Product: LOB domain-containing protein 20-like
Exons: 2
Coding region: 1-732 (243 amino acids)
Biological process (GO): positive regulation of DNA-templated transcription; hormone-mediated signaling pathway
Cellular component (GO): nucleus
Source: RefSeq, a predicted model, not a curated record
AUGGAGAAUCCAACACGCGGCGGAGGAGGGCGGAGGAAAGGUAGUAAGACUAGACGUGUGGAAGCUGUAGUAGACGGUGAAUUGGUGUCGGUGGUGGCUGGUGCUCCAUGUGGGGCGUGCAAGUUUCUUAGGAGGAAAUGUAUAAGUGGAUGUAUAUUUGCUCCUUACUUUGGAAUGGAUCAAGGGGCGGCUAGGUUUGCAGCUGUUCAUAAGGUGUUUGGUGCAAGUAAUGUUUCCAAGUUACUACAACAUAUUCCUGUCAAUCGUAGACAAGAUGCAGCUGUGACAAUAUCUUAUGAGGCACAAGCUAGGCUAUCGGAUCCCAUUUAUGGUUGUGUAUCAACUAUUUUUGCUUUGCAACAACAAGUAAUAAAUCUACAAGCUGAGCUAGCAAUGGUGCAAUCUCAACUAUUAAGUAAUAGAUUUGUAGUUGCAAAUGCUAUUAACAAUUGUCAACAACAACAAUUCCAACAUAAUCAUUUUCACCAACAACAUCAACAACAAGAUCAUUAUAGUUUGGGGCUUCGACUUCUACAACCUGCUUAUUCCAACAAUAAUAACUCAUCCACUUCCAACAACCAACAACCUAGAGCAUUUAACUCCAACUUUGAUUUCAUAGGUGACACCAUGGAUCCAUCUUCCUAUAGCUUUGAUCCCUUGCGACUUUCCCAUCAACUUACAAAUGACGAUGAGGAAGAAGAGGAAGAAUCCAGACGCGGCGGCAUUUGCUAA